UCCUCCUCCUGCCGCUCCUCCCGCCGCCCGGCCCGGCCCGGCUCCGCUCGCCAUGGGAGAUGUGGUCUCCACGCACCUGGACGAGGGUCGCCGCCAGCACAUCGCGGAGAAGACAGGGAAGGUGCUGGGGGAGUUCUGCAGGUGCUACAAGGAGCAGUACGGGGUAGCUCUGUUCAACAGCGUCCGCUAUGAGAUCGAGGGCAACGGGGGCCCGCAGGCACAGCUGCUGCACCGCAAGGUCCCGUUGGAGGACCAUGUCAUCUACUCGGGCAACAUCUUCCAGUACAUCGAGGAGAACAAGAAGUGGCGGAACCGGUUCUGCGUCGUCCCGCACAACUACGGCCUGGUCCUCUACGAGAACAAACUGGCCUACGAGCGGGAGCUGCCGCCCCGUGUGCUGGUCAACAGCGCCGGCUACAAGGUGCUCACCUCCGUGGAGCAGUACCUGGAGCUGGUGAACAACAGCCUGCCUGGUGUGACACCCAAAUCAGGGCACUCCCCCAUCCUGAAGUGCCCCACGGAUUUCCCCCUCAUCCUCUGGCACCCCUAUGCCAGGCACUACUAUUUCUGUGUGAUGACGGGCAAGGAGCAGGACAAGUGGCGCGCGGUGUUCCAGGACUGCGUCCGGCACUGCAACAACGGGAUCUCAGAGGACUCCAGGGUGGAGGCUCCAGCCUUCACGGACGCCGUGCGCAUGUACCGCCAGGCCAAGGAGCAGUUCGGCACCUGGGACAUGCUGUGCGGCAACGAGACCCAGGUCCUGAGCAACCUGGUGAUGGAGGAGCUGCUGCCCGAGCUCAGGAGCACCAUCGGCCCCCGGCUGAAGGGGAAGGCUCCGGAGCGCCAGCGGACCUGGAUCCAGAUCUCAGAUGCCGUGUACAGGAUGGUCUAUGAGCAGACCCAGGCCCAGUACGACGCUGCCAGGGCGCGCUGUGAGCAGGAGCGGCCCCGGCUGGAGAGCACCAUCCGCACCGACAUGGACCAGAUCAUCACCUCCAAGGAGCACCUGGCCAGCAAGAUCCGAGCCUUCGUGCUGCCCAAAGCAGAGGUCUGUGUGAGAAACCACGUCCAGCCCUACAUCUCCUCCAUCCUGGAGGCCCUGAUGACCCCCACGAGCCAGGGCUUUGCCGAGGUGAGGGAGGUGUUCUUCAAGGAGGUGACGGACAUGAACAUGAACGUCGUCAACGAGGGUGGCCUGGAGAAGCUGGUGGAGUACAUGGAGAAGCUGUCCCACCUGGCCUUCCACCCCGUGAAGAUGCAGUCAUGCUAUGAGAAGAUGGACCAGCUGAAGCUGGAGGGUCUCCAGCAGCGAUUCGAUGUCUCCAGCACGUCUGUCUUCAAGCAGAGGGCCCAGAUCCACAUGAGACAGCAAAUGGAUGAUGCCGUGCACACCUUCGAGACGCUGCUGCACCAGGAGCUGGGGAAGCUGCAGGGCAAGGACGACCUGUGCAAGUCCAUCCAGCGCAUCCUCGAGAGGGUGCUCAAGAAAUUCGACUACGACAGCAGCACGGUGAGGAAGAAGUUCUUCAGGGAGGCCCUGCUGCAGAUCACCAUCCCCUUCCUGCUGAAGAAGCUGGCACCCACCUGCAAGGGGGAACUGGCCAAGUUUCAGGAGCUGAUCUUUGAGGACUUUGCCAGCUUCAUCCUGGUGGAGAACACCUACGAGGAGGUGGUGCUGCAGUCAGUCAUGAAGGACAUCAUGCAAGCCGUGAAGGAGGCGGCGGUGCAGCGCAAGCACAACCUGUACCGGGACAGCAUGGUCCUGCACAACAGCGACCCCAACCUGCACCUGCUGGGCGAGGGCAUCCCCAUCGACUGGGGCGAGGAGUACCCGGGGCAGCCCGAGCCCGAGCCGGCCGGGCAGGGCGACCGGCGCCGCAGGGCCAGGCAGGUGGUGUCGGUGAUCCAGGACGACGAGGGGACCCUGCCCUACGAGAUGGGCACCGAGCCGCGGGAGCUGCAGGAUCCCGGAGUGCCACCCAGCUCCCCGGGUGGGGUGAAGGAGAUCCGGGAGGCGCUGGCACAGGAGAGCCCCGGGGACGGCGCCGGGGAGGAGGAGGAGGAGGAGCAGCUGACGAACGGCACCGAUGCCACGCGGGAGGGCGGCGCCGGCGAGGAGGGGGUGGCAGGGGCUGUGCCGGGGGGUGUCACCCCCCGAGGUCCUGCCAGUGAAGGGGAUGGGCUGCACCGCCCCACACCGGCAUCGCCUGGAGCCGAGGCCCCGUCUGGGGCUGGGAUGAGACGUGUUGCACCAGCGCCGCCUGUGCCCAGAGCUGAGGGCCCAGGAGGGGCUGGGGGGCAACGUGCCACACCAGCAUCUCCUGUCCCUGGAGCUGAGAUCCCGUCAGGGCCUGGGGAACAACGUCCUGCACCAGCAUCUCCUGUGCCUGGAGCUGAGAUCCCAUCAGGGGCUGGGGAACAACAUCCUGCACCAGCAUCUCCUGUGCCCAGAGCACAACGUCCUGCACCAGAAUCCCCUGUCUCUGGAGCUGAGAUCCCAUCAGGGGCUGGGGAACAACAUCCUGCACCAGCAUCCCCUGUCUCUGGACAAGUCACCGGACCAUUCCCGUUCCAGCCAGGAUGA
Molecule: messenger RNA, 2584 nt
Organism: Lepidothrix coronata (blue-crowned manakin)
Lineage: Eukaryota; Metazoa; Chordata; Aves; Passeriformes; Pipridae
Gene: NIBAN2
Product: family with sequence similarity 129 member B
Exons: 15
Coding region: 53-2584 (843 amino acids)
Source: RefSeq, a predicted model, not a curated record